Messenger RNA from Cuculus canorus (common cuckoo), 3409 nucleotides. RefSeq lists its product as uncharacterized. Bases 687 to 2213 code for a protein of 508 amino acids. The transcript has 2 exons. NCBI's taxonomy places the organism in Eukaryota, Metazoa, Chordata, Aves, Cuculiformes, Cuculidae. The record is from RefSeq and is a predicted model, not a curated record.
CUCCUCCUAACCCUACCUUGAGCCCUCAUGACCCAUCUCCAAGCCACCGAACCCAUGCGCAAGCCCCCUGACCCCUGUGUCUGUGGGGCUGGGAAGGGGCUGCAGCUCCCCAGAGCCAGGUUGCCACCCAGCCCAUGGAUCCACCCUGUCCAGAUCCCUCUCUAGAUUCUUCCUGCCCUCCAGUAGAUCAAUAUUCCCGCCCAAUUUGGUGUCAUCAGGAAAGCUGGGGAACGGCUCUUGUUCAGGGAGUGCAGGGAAGGACGAGGGGAACAGUUUGGAGCUGAAAGAAGCACCCACACCAGAGCAAGGGAGGAAGAGCCAGGAGAUCUGGCUGUGAGGAUCUUGCAGUCACGGCAGGGUCUGCCAGCUCGUGGUGGGAUCAGCAUCAGCCCAAGUUCUUCCUCCAUUGGCUGUGGAACUGGAGCCGAGGGGUCCCAGAGCGCAGCCAGCAGUGCUGACACCCCCAGCAGGAGGUGGGAUAGGGUGUGGAACCCCUGUCCCACGCUGCCAUCCUCCCACGCAUUGCCAAAGAUUCUCCUCUUUUCCAUCUCGGGUGUGCUCAGCGCCUCCUGGAAUGACCCACAUGCAGGAUUUCGGACCUGACCCCUCCAGGUACGCAAACUUUCGACCUUUGGAGCUGCUCUGCGGCCAAGCCACAUGCGUAUGGCUGCGAUCAGACCUCAUGAAUGGAGCUCCAGGGACUCCCAGCCUUGCCUUGGCCUGGGAUUGGGGGUCCAGCCCCCCCGAGGUUGCCUGGAUCUGCUUCCCAUUGCCCCUGGGGUGAGCACUGGCUACCAGCCCCUUCCUCCCAGGAGGAGGAGGAUGGGAUUGUGUGUGAGCGUCCGUUCCAGCUCUUGAACAGCAGCCGGGUUCCUCUGGAGCGGAGGUCCCCAGGAGAGGGGCUCUGGCCUCGGGGCUCGGUGUUUUAUGGGGCUGCGGAUAGGACGCAGCUGGCUGCGGUCGUGACACACACACCUCCGCGGUGGCCAAAGCCACGCGCACCCCUCCCUCUUCCCUUGGCCGCCCCGAGCCAGUGCCGACAGGGCUGGAUACAGGCUGGGGGCAGGAGCCUGGCAGCCUUUGGGGGGCUCUGGCACCCCUCAACUUGCCGCUCUACUUCUCCCAGCAAACCCUGGGGGUGGGAGACCUUCAUUCCUUGGUGCCCCCUUUGUGCUCCCGGGCUCGGGGCCAUCUCCACGCACCGGUGGCUGCCAGCUCUCCCGGGAACCGCCAUUUCUGAGCACAUGGCGCGGUGCCCUCGCCCAGGCAGACAGACGGACACAGCUGGAAUCCUGGCAGGAGGGGACAGGCGCCCACCACCGGGCUCCAUGUCUGCUCGGUGUCCUGACCCACGGCUCCAAGGGUUUGGGGGUAAACCCCUCCCUGACGCCACACUUUCAGGUCUGUCCAAGUGCUCUGGGCACCAACCAGCUCCUCUUCUCUCCCUCAUUGGGUACUGGGGUCUGCGGAGGCGCCAGGAAGGAGGGCGAGUGGCCACCGGCUGUGGCGUGGCCGCAGGCGGGCAGACGGCGAGCUGCCCGACACAAAGGUCAGCAGUGGGAGGCAGAGCCGGCAGCGGCGCCGGCGGAGGGACCCGUGCCGUGACCAAGGUGAGGUCAGCUGCCCACGGUGCGGCCGGUGACGCGCUGCUUGAGGCCAAGGGGUGCACGGCCUCGCCCACACGAGGCCGGAGAAGGAGGAGGAUGCCUGACCUGCCUUGUGCCCCCAUAUCCUGGGGUUGGGGCUCAGCUUGGCACCACCUUUUGGCACAGGGCUCUCCGAGGCUGGGGAACCUGGGAGGCAGCCGGAGAGGAAGGCACCAGCUUGGAGUGGGGGGUUUUGUGCUCACUGUGGGCUCUUUGGGGGGCUACCAUGGUGCUGCUGGAUUGGGGUGCUUGUGCCACGUCUUCUGGCCGCCUUUUCCUCCUCCUCUUCUCUUCUCCCUCAGGUGUUGGCCCAGCAGGAGCCAUCCAGAACCCAAGAACAACCUUGGCGCUGCUUUUUGGGGAGGGGAUGGAGCAGGACUUGAUGGCCCUCGCGGGCUGGCAGCCAUUCCUGCAGCCCCGGCCGUGUUGCAGCCCCCCAGGGACGUGAAGACGGCUUUUCCCAACUGCUCCACGCUGCUGGCGAGGGCUGUUUGCUCGAGGAGGGGGGAAACCAGAUACCCUACGCAGCGGCUGGGGGAGCGGAGAAGCUGGCCGCACGCCGUGUGAGCAGCGAUGGAGGUGGGGAACCCCUUCGGAAUGCUGCCGGAGCCGAGCCGAGGUACCUUCCCUCCACAGAGCCACUCUCGCUGGCUCUCCCGGUGCAAGAACUUGGGCAGCCACGUCCCAACACCUCCGUGGCCCCUGGGGAGCCUUCCCCUCUCCGUGACUGAUGGCAUUGCCUUCCCCACCGUGAGCGAGCAGCGGCAUCAGAGAAUUCCCCAUGGUAACUGGGGGGAUCCAGAACCAUCCCGGAUCACAUCGAUUGGGUGCUUCCUCAUGGAUCCAACACCAAACCCAUGGCUCCCAAGCAAUAAAUCACCCCGGCACCGCCGCAGCACAUGGUUUAUCUGCACAGGGGGGGUCCCUAAACUCGCGCCUGGUGGGUUCAGCCUUGAGAGUCCCGGUGGAUUUGGGGAACUUGGAAUGCUCUGAGCAAGAGGAUGCGAUUGCUGCCAGCCGAGGAGCUGGGAGGGUUCAGACCUGGCCAGGGCCGGGAGCUGGAGUGGAAACGAAUCCGCCUUGUACCUCCUGGCGCUUCUGAACAGCAGCAGCGCCUUUGUUUUAAACAAAGCUUUUUCGGGGGAGCCAGCUUGGGCGAGGAUGUUCCCCUCGCUGCUGGGGGAGCCCCUCUGGCUUUCUUGGCCAGCAGUGAGGAUGCGGCUCUCGCCGGGCCAGCCCCGACUCGGGGAUGUGGGUCACGGGGGGGAAAGAAGGGGAGUCCAGCUGUCGGGUUCCCUCAAUCCUCUGCUGCGGGGGCUCAGGGGGGUUUGGCCCCACGCUUGGCCCCGAGGGGCUGCCCUCACUCCCAGAGGGCUUGGAAGAAGCACCAGGAGCAUCCCCGGAGCCCCCAGGGGCAGCGGGGUGGGCUCAUCCCCACGGGAGAGGCUCCUGGCGAAGGAAAGGGGCGCUCGUAUCCCGCAGGAGGGGCUCGGGGUCCUGGCCGGGACGGAGGGCUCCGGGAGAAGCUUCCCAGACCCGGCACGGAGGGGUUUGGGAGCUGGAGCCGCUCCCGGCCGCUCACCUGCCCCGUCCCGGGGUUCAGCCCAGCGGGGCGGCGGCUGUGCUCCCGGUCCCCGCAUUCCCGCUCCCGGCACUCCCUGUCCUGCACUUCCAAUCCCCUCUUUCCGAGUCUCCGCAUUCCCUAUCGCCCCUCUCCCUGUCCCACGUCCCCGUUCUCCCAGUCCCCGUUCUCCCAGUCCUCC